ACCGCUUGCCCGUGGUAAUUGGAUGGACAAAUAGACAGGCUCCCUUUGAAAUCUGCAGCACGGGGUACCUCCUUGGCUGGAGAUGUGGCUGUGGUACAAGAGGAUCUGGGCUGUAUGUGAGCAGACCCGGCUGCUUGUUGACCAGGUGCUCUCCGCCUCCUGCAGUCUGAAGAUUCUGUGAAAUCCGUGCUCAUCAAGUCUAACUGGAUCGAUCUCAGAGGGAUGUCCUAGAUGUACCACAUUAGAAUGGUGCGGCUAUCAGAGACUUUGUGAAUUAUGGAGGAGGCCCUUAGAUAGUCCAUUUAUAAGAUUGGAAAUAACUGUGAUAAAGUCAUCCGUCUGGAUAUGGAGGUCUUUUGAGAGAGGAUAUUCAGCCUUGGUAAACUGAUUUGCGGAUUUGCAUGGGGUAAAUGCAGAGCCAAAAAUAAACUUCUGAAAUUGAAUCUCAGCAUAAGAACGAUGGCUCCUCAGCUGUAUAUACAUGCUUUCAAUAUCUCUGCAGUAGAGAAUAGGAGAUUAUGUAUAAAUGGAACACCAUGGAUUUGGCAUCUCCUGGAAGAAUGUGUUGAGAAUGCGGGGGAGUACUGGAGCGUUGUCCUAGGACUCAUUUCCAUUGUCUGUUUUCUGUUUGCUGCACUACCUCAACUUUAUGUUGCCUAUCAAAAUGGAAAAGUGGACCAAGCACUAUCUUUGGGCUUUUUGCUAUGUUGGAUAGGUGGAGACCUUACAAAUUUCAUAGGCUGCUAUUUAACAAAUCAACUUCCCAUUCAGAUUGUCACUGCCAUCUUUUAUGUCAACAUGGACAUAAUUAUGCUCUCACAAUUUGUCUACUAUAAACUGAAGAAUCAGAAGAUGACAAAAUGCAGCAUACACCUGAAGAAUUUCUGUGUGACCUGGGUCUUGAUCUGUAUAACGUUGUGUGCAAUUUUACCCAGUCAGCUUCUCCUAAGAAACCAAUUUCAUAGUAUUCUGCUGGAAGAAGGGAAGGACCCACUUGGUAUGAUCAAACUGUCAGGAUUUGUUUGUGGCUAUAUAUCUUGUGUGUUUUAUCUGGGAUCUAGAUUUCCUCAACUGUAUAAAAACUUCCAAAGACAGUCUACAGAAGGCACAUCUUAUCUGCUGUUCGCAUUAGCCAUGAUGGGAAACUGGACUUAUGGACUAAGCCUUGUUUUAAAAGUGCCUGCUGCAAAAUCUCUCAGGAACCUCUAUCUUUUACACCAUCUUCCCUGGCUCAUUGGGAGCUUUGGAGUUCUGUUUCUAGACAUUUUUAUAACAGCACAAUUUGUCAUAUAUCGCAAACAGAACAAGAGAAGAUUCAGUUUAGUGGCAAUGGAAGUGAAACCAUUACUUGUGGAUGAAGAGGAUUCACAAAACAUCUGACUCUUGUUGUUUUUGCUACCAUUUACACCUUGAGCUUGAACACUUUUCACAGAAUAAAAUCUGUUUAGAGACAAA
Messenger RNA from Gavialis gangeticus (Gharial), 1455 nucleotides. It is a transcript of the gene SLC66A1L, whose product is annotated as PQ loop repeat containing 2 like. Bases 460 to 1380 code for a protein of 306 amino acids. The transcript has 9 exons. The record is from RefSeq and is a predicted model, not a curated record. NCBI's taxonomy places the organism in Eukaryota, Metazoa, Chordata, Crocodylia, Gavialidae.